AUGGCAGAGGAACUCGGCAGAAUCACCCGCCCCGCUACCGCCAACUACCAGGGGAAGCGCAAGCUUAUGCUGGCCCCGCUGAUUCACCUCGCGGGCCCGUCGGAUUCAGUGCCGCCUGAAGGUACGGAGAUCCUCGGACGUUACUGGGACCAAGUCGACAUCCAGGUUAGAGCAGUCCAAAACGCCUUGGGUAGUGUCGCGCACAUCUUCCACGAGAACCUCCCCGAGGGAGGUCCUGCCGGCCUUGGUUAUCUCGAAGCGACGGCCCAGGGUAGCUACGGACUGGCCGCUGGUUUGGUCGAAGCCGGAGCGGUUCUGGAAGCUACCGAGUCUAUGGAAAUACUUGCCGAAUCGUUGGAUUUGCAACGCUGCCUCAUGCAACCGCUGAUGAGUCCCACAGUGGCAGCGCGGCUCCAGGAGUGGUUCGGCGAAGCCAACCAUCGGCGCUACGAAUUUGUUGCCGAUGCGAUCAACGCCACCCUUGGCGAAGACGAAACUGGCCUGCUCUUCAUCAACGAAAGGCAUCAGGUCCAAUUCCCCGUCGACAUCGAGGUGAUCUAUAUCGCUCCGCCCGCCUUGGACGAAUUCCGUCGUUGGCUACAGAAUUGGAGCGAAAACUUCCAACGCCAAAUGGCUGAGCAGGCCGCUGGAUCAGCGAAUUCCGCCGAGGAAGAGGACGAACCCCAAUAA
This is a messenger RNA of Geodia barretti, 690 nucleotides long. The record is from the annotation of a GenBank genome assembly. NCBI's taxonomy places the organism in Eukaryota, Metazoa, Porifera, Demospongiae, Tetractinellida, Geodiidae.